This is a messenger RNA of Gallus gallus (chicken), 8004 nucleotides long. RefSeq names its product sperm-associated antigen 4 protein-like. Bases 6839 to 7948 code for a protein of 369 amino acids. Gene Ontology annotation, molecular function: protein-membrane adaptor activity. Lineage: Eukaryota; Metazoa; Chordata; Aves; Galliformes; Phasianidae. Gene Ontology annotation, cellular component: nuclear envelope; meiotic nuclear membrane microtubule tethering complex. Gene Ontology annotation, biological process: nuclear envelope organization. The record is from RefSeq and is a predicted model, not a curated record. The transcript has 12 exons.
GUAACUGCAGGGUGUGACGCGGCUGCUCCUGGCCCCGCUCCCCCGCGUCGUUGCCGCUGCCGCCAGAAGGCCUAAUGGCGCCCGGUAGAUAGCUCUUGGCUGACGGGGAAAGCCCUUGCCCUGCUGAGGCCGUUCCUUGCUUCAGGGCAGAACGCGGCCGCACGGGGCUGUGCGUUUCAGAGAAAGAUCCGUUGUUGGUGGUAAAACAGGCUAGAAGUGGCUUCACUGGCUCUUUGUGGCUCUCUGUGCUGUGUGUGACCAUAAAGUCAAGAAGGUAUUAUUAUUUUCAGGGUCUCAGAAUGGAAGUAAACAUUGUCUUUCUUUCCCCCUGUCUGACUGUUAGCUGCUGACCUCCUACCGCAUCCUCACAUGGAGGAUCGUGGCAGCUGUGGCAGCGAUGGAGAGGAGGAGGAGGAGGAGUGCCAUCAGCAGCUAUCAGACCACUCUAAGAAAGGUUAUUACGGACAGCCAUCCAGACACAGAGACACAGAACUGUAGGCUUGCUGGUCUGUGCAAGCAGAAUGCUGUCUGGAGGUUCUCUUCCUUCCCAGCCAAAGUGGAGCAAAGGUAGUCUUGCGAAGCUGUCUUUUUGGUUGGGGAUAAUUAGUAGGUGUGCUGCACGACUUAGACAUAUCCAUAGGCUGAAACUGGAAGACUUUGUUUUGGGGGGAUAUACUAUUCUGUUAGCAUUUAGGCAAAGAAAUCACUAUCGCCUGAAUGCUGUUGCCUGUUUUGAGAGGACCAAAUCCUGUUCUAAAGUUGGAGUUAACUGUUGGUAUUUUCAUACUCGAACAGGAAAACCUUUUCUUCCCCUUUUAUUAAUGCUGCCAAUUUGGGCUGUUCUACGAAAGCAUGAUCUAGGAGAUAAACUUGAUGCAACCGAACUUAAAAGGAUUUAAAAACAAACUAAAAAACUAAAACUUAAAAAAACUAAACUUAAAAGGAUUUAAAAACAGUAAGUGCCUUUAGCAAGAAGCAUUUCUAGUUGUUUGUUUGGACAUGCAACAUGUGUAAACAUACGUGUGUAAAGCCAUAACACACUAAACAGGGGGAUGGACUCUUUCACCUAAGUUUUGUAUCAGAUUCAUGACAACAGUUUACCUUGCAUGUUGUUUUUCAGGGUUCAUAUAUGCAGAUGGGGUAUUUCAAAAGCACUGAGUGUGCAUAACUGACCGUGCAGCUGGCCAGGUGGGUUGGAAAAGACCAGCUUGUGCUCAAACAGAAAAAGUGCUGUAGAAAUUCAGUCAUGUAUCGAAAUUGCCACAGCCACAAAUAAUAAACAACAGACUCUAGACAAAUGUUGCACUUCCCCCCUUUUUUUUUUUUUCUUCUUCUGAGCAGCGUUAAGCUGCUGGAGCCUGACUCCGUGAUUGUGCUUACAGCAGUAUGUUGUUCCAGGCCUCCUCUCCUGCUCUUCAGUAAACUGGAAAGCUUCACUGUUGGUGUUAUGUUAGCAGUGUUUUGAAGCCUCGUAAUUUUGUAUUGAAAUUUGCUCUCCUUUAAAAGAAAACCAACACAGAACUACGGAUUGCCUGUAGGACAGUUACAUUUAGAGUAUUGCCUUCUGCAUUUUCUUGCUGUGAGAAACACGCUCGAGAUCAAAAAUUUCCAAUCAGGCAAAGAUGUCUGUGAAGAGCAGUUUAUUCCUUAUUGCAGUAAUGAGCACACGCCCCCUACUGCCAAGGGAGAAAUUGUGCAACUAGACAGUGAAAUCCAUGCCGUUACACACCCUGGGUCCGACGCAGGUAAAAGCUCUCCUGGCACUCACUGGUUGAGCGUCUCAGGCUCUCGAUGUUUUGAUGCUGUUGCUACACUACACUUCCAUACAACAUCUGUUACCAACUCAUUGUCUUUGGGUAUGUUCUGUACUUCUUACGGCAUGGCAGCAGGAGGACAGUAUUUUCAGCAGUCUGCACACUCAUUGUGUCCUGUACCAGACUCUCCCCUACCCUAUGUAAUUACCUUACCUAGUGCCUGUGCCAAUUGUACCUAGGUCAGAACUCCCCAGUCUCAACUUUACCGUGUCUGGGAGCUUUCUCUGUGAAAGGCAAAGUAUCCUAUGCUGUAUCCUAUCCUACAUACAGAAACACUGGAAAUGUCCACUGCAAAAGCACAAUCUACCUCUCACAGUUCCCCCUCUUUCUCUUUUUACCCUUUUGUGUUUUUGCACCAGACUGUGAAACGCUUCUAAUAUUAGAAAACCAGCUUACUAGCCCAACUUGACGAUUGAUAGUAAUAAUUUAUCAAAACUAAUGAUCUUGCUAUUCUCCAUACAAUUUCUUCACCCUUGUAUGAUUCAUCCCAGUAUGAACAAGUAGUACGUCUUGAAUCAGAGUGUAAUCAGCAUUAGAGGUUCCAAGCUACUAAGGGAUGUGGGGAAGAUGGGGAAGUUAGCCAUAGUAAGGAAAGAAAUUCCCGCACACGGUUUACAGAUCAGGUAUAGUCGCCACCAGGGAAUCCGGUGAUGUCUUGCUGGUCCGUGGGGAGGCAGCACGUUGGUCAGCGACGUCUCGUUGACUUACAUGGCUGUGUUUUGGCAGAUGGGGUACCCGUUCUUCCUCAGAACUCUUUGGGCCUGCCUACCCCAGUUGUCAGGGUCAUCAUGUCCUGUCCAUCAUGGUGAUGGUAGCUGUCGGGGUACCCACAUUUUUGCGCAUCGGGAGGAACAGCGUGUCUGUCCUCUUACCGCUGUGCUGGUGGUAGUCAACCAUUAACUUCAAAAACUUGUUGGGCAGGUCAUGCCUCAGAUGGGUGCCGUUGAACAGGCUUUGAGCCAAGCACUGUCCAGCUUCUCAUGUCUCAGAUGGCUGCCUCUGAACAAGCUUUGAGUCAGGCACUGUGCCCGCUUCUCACACCACCUGGCGGUGCAAGACUUGUUAUCACUGUCCCAUGGUGGUUCCAAGGAAAAAAAAAAAAGCAUUAAGGGGAAGGAGGGGAGAAGGGAAUGAUACAUGUUAAAAUGACACAAAAGCAAAGGAGCAAAAUGUGAGUGCCGCCAACGCUCUUAACUGAACUCGCCUUAGCCGUGGAUCACGAGCAGUCUAGGAAAAGUUAUCUAAUACCUAGGGCAACUUUCAGACUCCUUGGGUAAUACGAGGUGGGCCAGUCGCCUCAGCAUCUGCCAGACUUCCACAUACAGUGUGAUUACAAGCAAUAAACACAUCAGUGUUAGGAUUAAUAAGAUCACAACUGGGUGAAGCACAGAAUUAAAAGCUCCUCUUGCUGUUGGUGGCCAUCUAAGGAGCGUUUCCCAGCAAUGCUGUUCUCCAUCCUUCUGCACCCUUUCUAGGACAUGGUGUAUCUCUUCUGUAUCAUCUGUUAACAGAAUCGUAUCUGCUAACAGAAUCAAAGUGUUCUUUUGUGCAUUAUCUUGGAUGCAUUCUAGCAGUUGGUACAGAUUGUCAUGUUGCAAUAAUUUCUUUACCGAAGCAAGAUUCAUUCCGACUGGGCCAGGUGGCAAAUCUUGGAUUAAUGUGUAAUUGGACCGCAACAACUGAUAGGACGUAACUGGAACUGAAUAAUUAGAGUCACAUCCCAUAGUAUUAGUAAAGUUGCAAGCACCGAUGAUUGAAUGAUAGCUUGUAUCUACAGUGAUAUCAGCCAUGAGUAUAAAAUUACACACACACAUCCUUCUCCACUAUAAGGGAGCACUAUUUCACGGGUCUCGUUGGGAUACCUCUCAAAAUGGCAAGUAUUUUGCUCAGUGUCAAGACAAGUGUAUUGAGUCUUGAUGGCAUUACUCUCACAAAUAAAUAAAUCCUCGUUGUUCCCAUGCAGCACAUGAACGAACAUCAACACUUUGCCAUUUGUUUCCAUUUUGUUGGGCUUGUACUCUGUGUUCUAACAGGCAGGGUAUAACUUCAUUGUGAUUCAGUCCCAGCACAAUGACUGGGUACGUGGUAUGUACCGCAGCACUGCGUACCGUUAGGACAAAAGCUGUAGCAAAGUUAUGAACAGGAUCAUACGUAACAUUAACUAGAUGCCAGCAAAACUGAAAUUCUCUUUCAAAUUUAUUUGCAUUGUCCCACAUCACCUUUCAAAUUUCCGUGGGUAAAGCGUUUCCUUUACCUUCUACGAGUACGAGCUAGGAAGACAUUAUUUGAGUUAUGUCAAGUGCAUCUACAAUUAACCCGUGGUCUUUUAGGUUAAUUCUUUCCCACUGAGAUAAUACAUCAGAAAAGAACUGCUGACUAGAGAAGUGCUGCAGCUUUCUUUGUGAAAGGCAACUUCUCCUAUGCUACCUACAGAAAUAGUGGACAUUUCUGCUGCCAAAACACAAUCUACUUCUCAUAUUGCCAAGGCGAGGCUACUCCUCAGAUGAGAAAACAUGGGCUGCUCACCAGAGUUUUCUUUCAUUAAGCCUCUUUACUCAGCUAGAGAGAAUCUGUUGUCAUCAAAACAUUUUUUUUUUUUUUUGUUCCAGCUGUAUGUGUUUAGGUGUGGGUUCAUCUAAACUUCUACACCGUAACUCUGUCUUUGCAAUGGUUACACACUGCACACAUCGGAUUUUAGCUUAUAGGUUCUUUGCAUAUAAGGAAGCUGAAGCAAGAGUCAUGGUCAUCAGUUCGUCAGGGUGGUUUUUGCUCCACCUUGCCUCGUUCUGUUCACGGGCAGUUAUGACUCGGUGAAUAAUGAAGAUGCAGAGCUGCUGGAGUGGGUCCAGAGGCCGGGAGGGUGAUGGGAGGGCAGGAGCACCUGUCCUAGGAAGAGCGGCUGAGGGAGCUGGGCUUGUUCAUGGAUUGAAUGGAUUGGAACAUUCAUAGGUAAAGGCAUAGAAUAGAGUAGAACAGAUUAAUAGAAUAGCGUGAUAGAUUCUGUGACUGAAGUGGGGCUUUCCCAUGGCUGUUUGGAAAGAGAGGGACGGGAAGGUCUCUCUCCCAGCUAGAGGAGCCUGGGGAUGACGGUAACCGUUAGUGAGAGAGGGGAAAGUUGGGGUAGCUGCGGGGUGCUGAGCGCGCGUGGAGGCCAGGGCUGUGAUGAGCUCCGAAGCAAAUGAAAAGGGACCCUGCUUGCAGCCACGUGCUCUCUGACCCAGUCCCCCAUGUGUUUCACCCUUGUCUGGGAGGAGACAUUGGGACUGUGGUAAUCGUUUCUCACAGGUCAGUGACGAUUGCUGAAAGACAAGAAAUUCCCUCAAAGGACAUCUGUAGGCCGCAUGCACGCAUCUUCCUGCUCCCAGCAGUGACUGGUGCUCCAAUGGGAAGUCCUUCCCUUGCAGGCACUGUUGUCACAGACUGCCCCAGACCUGAUGAGCUUCUGGUAAGAGCCCCCAUCUGACCAACAGCUCUCUCGGUGGGAUAGUGGCAGAUGAGCUCCUGCCAUUUUGCGCUGCUUUGCACAGUCCCCGGGCCUCGUACCUUCCCCUCUCUGCCUUUUGCUAAAUGUGGAGGUGAUGGGAUGUACUCCUAAGCUUGCAAAGAGAGGGAGACUCAAAGGAGUGCCUGUGUGUCUGCUCAUCUGUGAGCUGAGUGCUCGUCAGGGGCUGGGCAGCUCUCUGGCUUGUGUGUCUGCAGAAAGUUGCCCUCUCUGGUGAGUGAACAAGCCCAGGAGAUGCAAUUCCUGAGGAAGGAGGUGACUUUUGCCUGUCUGUGGAGACUGGCGCUGUGACAAAGGUGAUCCUGCACUUUGGGGAAGAGGCUGGGAUGAGCAGAGCCUUGGCCAGGGCACGGUUGUGUGGGCUGCCUGUGGGACUUCCCUGCUGACCCCAGCCGCUCAGGUCUUGUCAAGGAUUGCUGGUCGAGGUGUGGCAAAUGUGUUCACCUUGUGAGAAAUGCUUGUAUUCAAUAGUUCGGGCUUAGGUGAAAUUUGCUAUGAAUGACAAUUUCUUUCCCGCUUUUACAGAAGCGGGCACUCUUGACUAGGGUGCACCAGGUCAGAGUGACACAACAGUUUAUGUUUACUACUUCCCAGUGCACAUUUUCUCCCAUGCCCUCACUGGCCAAGGACUCCCAGGUUCACAGCCUGUGCGAGGCUCCUCAUUCCCUCAGCCAGUGUCCCGUACCUGUUCACUGCUUGGUUAGCCCCUCCCCGUUCUCCUCCUCUCCUUCUUUAGCUUUCACCUGUUAUGGCAUGCUGGGAUAACCUCUCCCAGUUAGCCUUCCCCUCUGUCUGGCAUUCAAACUACAGAACUGGUUGGUACCAGUACAUCUGAACGAUGUUCCUCAAAUUUCUCACAGUAUACAGUUGGAAUACUCAGGAGUCCCAAGUCGGGCCGAGAUUUAAUACUAAAAGGAAAAAAGGCUUUCGGCAGUAUCUCACUGGAGUACCAUGGUACUGUCCUCCCCAUAUACAGAGUCCAAGCUGAUCCCUUUCUGCAACACAGGUAUAACCCAUGACAGCACACCAGGGAGAUAUCUGAUGAUAGUGAAUCUGGCACACGAACUUUGGGCUACAAUUGGCUGAGCCCACCAGGGCUGUCGAGGGCGGACGUACCAUGAAACCUGCGGGGUGUCCCACCUCCCAGCCCUGCUAGGCCCAAUUGUGAGGUCAGAGCCUUGAGCUGACGCUGUGCAGGCCCAGGCCUUUGUGAGGUCAGGAGUGGGUGCCACAGUCUGCCCCGAUUGUGAGGUCAGAGCCAUGAGCUGACGCCCAGGCCUUUGUGAGGUCAGGAGUGGGUGCCACAGUGUGUCCCACUGUGCCGCCACCUGGCACUGUUGGCCUUGGCUGCCAACGCGUGUGGAAGGAGCUCGCGGUGGUGUCCUGGUGGCUGUGUGCUCGGGACAGGCGUGCUUCUCCUGCGGAUUGGGUUUGGGCUUGUUGCUCAGUGGCCUUCCUCCGCGCAGACAUUCCUGCUGCGGAAGAAGACACUGACAAGGGGAAAGCUUGAUUCCUCCACAGCAUGAGGAGGAGAAAGUCUCCCCAGAGAUCAAAAGGGGCACAGAGGCCCCCUGAAAGGGUGAGGGUGAGAGGAGCUGGCAGGAACGUGGAAGAGGCAGAAAUGGAGAGCAGCCAGCUCCCAGGAAACAGCUGCACCUCCUCUCUGGUGGCCCAGGCAGGGCCAGCCAGCUGCAGACGCACUGCUGCAUACUGGGAGGAGCCAAACAUCUUAAGUCUUCUGAGAGAGUCACUGAUCGUGGUUUCCCUCAAGAGACUCUUUGGCACAAGCAUGUCCUCUGUGAAAGAGAUGACCAAAAAGAAGUCUGAGCUCUGCAUUCUGCUUCUUCUGAUCUUCCUAUCUGCUCUCACUGGUGCCUACUGUGGAAUCUCAUUGGCAAGAGUACUGUGGACAGAGGAUUUCUUGCAGAUGCUGCCGUUGCAGACUGCUCCACGCCCGAUGAACUCCGGGAACUCGCUGACUGAAGAAACCCAGGGGAUUGAAAACCAGAGGAAUGGGGUGUCUUACCUGGCUGAAGAGCGUGGCACUGUGAUGAAGGAUGCCCAGGACUUGAGAGAGGCCGCGUGUGUGAUGCCUAAGGAAAAGUGCUUCACAAAGUGUGACCGGGCUCUGAAAAGUGCAGGUGUCUCCAUAGACCUGCAGAGAUCAUCCAGGUCUGCAUGGCACUGCAAGGUGGCUUGGUUCCUGUGCACUCAAAACGUGGUGGAGACCUUUGAGCAGCUGGACAUGUCUCCAGGCUACUGCUGGCCUUUGAAAGCAUCUCAGAGCCAGGUGGUCUUCAACUUGCCCACAAAAGUCCAGCCGACUGCAGUCACUGUGCAGCACUCAGUGGAAACAAACCUGUGGCACGUCAGCAGCGCUCCCCGUGAUUUUGCUGUCUUUGGCCUGGAUGAGGAAGGAGAGAAGGAAGCUUUGCUUGGGAAAUUCACCUAUGAUGUCAGGAAAGAGGUGACCCAGACCUUCCAACUGCAGACCGAAAUCCCAAGAGCUUUUUGGCAUAUAAAGCUCGUCGUACUCAACAACUGGGGAAAUGCAGGACACACCUGUAUUUAUCGGGUGCAGGUUCAUGGGAAGAGAGCGGGAACAAAUGACAUCGGCCAAGGACAUGUGUAGACGCUGCAGAAAGGCGUUUCUUUUAAAAAUAAAACACAAAAUUAUUCCACAUCAGA